AUGAACGUGCGACAAUCAUCUUUCAGCUUGGCCCCUCCUGGACCCGAGAGACGUCCCUCCGUAGUAUCACGUCUGUCGUCCGUCUUUUCCAAUGCAGAUCGAGAGGCGGGGACCGCUACAUCUACAGGGGCGGGCCUCAUAGAGGAGGAGAUUGCCGAGAUUAAGAGAUAUGAAGACUUUACGACAAUAGACUGGGUCCAAGACGCUGCUCGCGAGCAAGCAAAGCGUAAGGUGCGGAGGAAGCAAGCAGCGGGCCUCUACGACAAAGGACAACCUGGCUGGCGAUAUCAGCUAUGGAAGAGUUAUGAUGCGGCGCAAGCCUGGAUUGUGGUUACCAUCAUUGGUGUUGCGAUUGGGUUGAACGCGGCGCUUCUGAACAUCAUCACAGAAUGGCUCUCUGAUGUCAAGAUGGGUUACUGUGAGACUGGGUUUUAUUUGAACGAGAACUUUUGCUGUUGGGGAGAAGGCAAUGGAUGCGAUCAAUGGCACAGGUGGACUGGUUUCGAGCCUUUGAAUUAUUUCGUAUACCUCGUCUUUGCGACCAUAUUUGCUUGUGUCGCUGGCACGUUAGUCAAGUCGUUUGCACCAUAUGCUGCUGGGUCUGGUAUUUCCGAGAUCAAGUGUAUUAUUGCCGGAUUCGUUAUGAAAGGUUUCCUUGGCUGGUGGACUUUGAUCAUCAAAUCUAUCUGCCUACCUCUGGCCAUCGCAUCUGGCCUGUCGGUUGGUAAAGAAGGCCCCAGUGUGCACUACGCUGUGUGUACGGGAAAUGUCAUCUCUCGACUCUUCGACAAGUAUAAGCGCAAUGCUUCCAAGACUAGGGAGUUCUUGAGUGCUUCAGCCGCUGCUGGUGUUGCUGUUGCUUUCGGCAGUCCUAUUGGCGGCGUCCUCUUCUCUCUUGAAGAGAUGUCUAACCAGUUUCCUCUCAAGACCCUUUGGCGCAGUUAUUUCUGCGCCUUGGUGGCAACGGCUGUUCUUGCUGCUAUGAACCCCUUCCGAACUGGUCAAUUAGUCAUGUUCCAAGUCGAGUAUAAAAACGACUGGCAUUUCUUUGAGUUGCUUUUCUAUGUCUUGAUUGGUAUCUUUGGAGGUCUCUAUGGAGCCUUUGUGAUCAAGUGGAAUUUGAGGGUUCAGUCCUUCCGCAAGAGGUAUUUAAAGGAUUAUGCUGUCCUCGAGGCAACUCUAUUAGCAGCUGGCACUGCCAUUAUUGCUUACCCCAACGCUUUUUUGAGGAUCGACAUGACGGAAAGUAUGGAGAUGCUCUUCUCCGAGUGCGGUCAUGGAGAAUCGUACCAUGGCCUCUGCGAGCCUGGCAAACGGUGGUGGAACAUUACCUCACUAUUCCUAGCUACUUUCCUGCGACUAUUCCUUGUCAUUCUGUCUUAUGGAUGCAAGGUCCCGGCCGGUAUCUUUGUUCCUUCCAUGGCGGUUGGCGCAUCCUUUGGAAGAAUGGUUGGUAUUAUUGUCCAAGCUAUUCACGAGGCCAAUCCUACCAGCGUCUUCUUCUCCGCAUGCAAGCCAGACGAGCCUUGUAUCACGCCCGGCACAUAUGCCCUACUUGGUGCUGCCGCCGCGCUGAGCGGCAUCAUGCAUAUCACCAUUUCUGUGGUGGUCAUUAUGUUUGAGCUUACCGGUGUUCUCAAUUACAUUCUCCCAACAAUGAUUGUUGUCGGUGUCACCAAGGCUGUCAGCGAGUUGUUUGGCAAGGGAGGCAUUGCUGAUAGGAUGAUAUGGUUCAGCGGGAUGCCGUUCCUUGACAGUAAAGAGGAACAUAAUUUUGGCGUACCCGUUUCGGCAGUCAUGAGGACUUCGGUUGUGUCAAUGCCUGUUCAUGGACUGACCCUAGGUGAAGUCCAGCGUCUUCUUGCUGACGACCGAUAUCAAGGCUUCCCCGUAGUGGAAGAUAAGCACACCAAGGUUCUUAUCGGCUACAUCGGCAGCAUAGAAUUGCGCUAUGCUAUUGACAAAAUGAGUAGAACAUCACCUUUGUCCGAGACGUCAAAGUGUACGUUUGCACCAUCAUCGUCAAACCUGUCAACUACGUCGCUCCAUGGCGACUCAUCGCAUUCCUCGACUCUCGACUUCAGUAGAUAUGUCGACUCAACACCAGUCACAGCUCAUCCAAGAUUACCCCUGGAAACCGUCAUGGAACUGUUUCAAAAGAUCGGCCCUCGUGUUAUCCUCAUAGAAUACCAUGGCAAGCUCACUGGUCUUGUGACAGUCAAAGAUUGCCUGAGAUAUCAGUUCAAGGUUGAAGCAGCCGAGAACCCCAAGGAUAACCACCGCAUGGAAGAAGGACAAGAACAACUGUGGAACCUCCUCCUUAGGGCCGGCAACUGGUUCUCUUGCAGAGUUUCGAGAUACUCUGGGGGUCGGAUACGCUUGGGUAGCACCUCUGGUGAUGAACGACCCCUGGCCAGAGGGCAGAUCCUGGAUGGUGACGAAGAAGUGCUGGACGAAGGCGUCGAGCUGGAGAGCCGACGAUAG
Molecule: messenger RNA, 2484 nt
Organism: Fusarium pseudograminearum CS3096
Lineage: Eukaryota; Fungi; Ascomycota; Sordariomycetes; Hypocreales; Nectriaceae
Exons: 5
Coding region: 1-2484 (827 amino acids)
Biological process (GO): intracellular iron ion homeostasis; intracellular copper ion homeostasis; chloride transport
Cellular component (GO): membrane; fungal-type vacuole; early endosome
Molecular function (GO): voltage-gated chloride channel activity
Source: RefSeq, a predicted model, not a curated record